This is a messenger RNA of Python bivittatus (Burmese python), 985 nucleotides long. Its product is annotated as protegrin-1. The record is from RefSeq and is a predicted model, not a curated record. Gene Ontology annotation, cellular component: extracellular region. NCBI's taxonomy places the organism in Eukaryota, Metazoa, Chordata, Lepidosauria, Squamata, Pythonidae. Gene Ontology annotation, biological process: defense response.
CCGAAAGUCCACACGACCAGAUGCGCUAAUUCUACUUUAUUAACGUCUCCAAGAAGUCCUCAAGAUGCACAGCUUCUGGGUCCUGCUGCUCUUCAUUAGCCCAGCCACCACCAACUUCUUAAGUUUAUCCCUGACCUACCCGGAAGCUCUUGAAGAGGCCGUCAGACUCUACAAUGAAGAGGAAGGUGUCAAGUUUCUCUACCGCCUUGUGAGAGCUGAACCCCGGCCAGACUGGGACCCUGAGGCAGAAGGAGUCCAAUCCCUGAAGUUCUCCAUGAAAGAGACUGUCUGCUCAGCCAUCGAGGGCCUCGACUUCUCCAAGUGUGACUUCAAAGACGACGGGGAAGUGAAGGUUUGCUCCGCAUCCUACAAAUAUCAGAAGAAACCACAAAUGAACCACGUUGACGUGCUGUGCUAUUGUCGUCAGUUCUGCCUUUUCCUCUUUCGGCAGAAAGCCCACACGCGGCUUCCCGUCUUUCGGAAAAGUCCUCAUCGGUUCGAGGCGCAAGCAGGGCAACGAUCUGAAGGAGAGACCGGGAUCCCCCGACCGGCCAUGUUCCGACGACCUCGAGAGGGCAGCAAGCGGGCAGGCGGCGGGCGGGCGGGCGGGCCGGCGCGCCCGGCUCUCCGCUGCCACCUAGAGGCGAGGCGAGGAAGGGCCGACGUCUCUGGAGAGGCGCGGGGCCUCCGGCGAGCGCGCGCUGCCCCCCAGCGGCGGCUCCGUGCCAUGGCGCGGCUUAAAAAGUUUGCCGAAGCCGGCGGAGCAGACCCUGACUCGGGAGGGCUCCGGGCGCGUUUUCCCGAAAGAUGAUGGCAACGUUCGAGCGCUGCAGCCCCCGAGAGCGUGCGCACUCUAGGGACGUCGAGGAAGGGAGCUUUCCCGGUCUGUGGCCUUUCAAGGAAAACGCCCACCAGCUUUCUUUGCCAGGAGCCUCGCUCCGUCCCUCCAGCGCCGGCCGCAGCCCCCGGGCCAGCGUUUCUCAGU